GUGUCAAAGAAACAAACCUCUAUGCCCCGCAGUCCUCCCCACACCCACCACCACCCUGUUAUGAAUCUGAUCACCUAUUGGCGAAAAAAAAAUACACCUUUCAGAAAUCUUACACGUGGUGUUCUGAGGUGGACCUCCAUGCCCCCCCACCUCUUCCCCUAUAAAAACCUCCUCACUUCUUUUCACUUCCCUCAACUCACACCUUCUCUAUCACCACCACUCUUACCUUCAACUCUUUCUUUCUUUCUUUCUUUAUUCACUCGUACAAAAUACCAUAUCAAAUCAAAUCAAAAGCUAGCAAACAAACAAAGAAGCCAUCUCCCUCUCCCACAUCCCAACACAUAAUUGCCCCCCUCCAAACCAUUUCCCACCACACCAUUCACUACAAAAUUUGCCCAAAAUAAGAGUAGCCAUGGCAGCAGCAGCAGCAGCAACUUCAACCGCCAUCUCCUGGACCAGGCCCAACAAAAAGCCCAAUAUCCGUUGCUCUCUCCAAACAAUCCAAUUCCCCAACAACCAAUUUCAGCCCUCUACUAGUAUUAUACAUCCAAAAGAAAAACCCAUUUCUUCUUCUUCUUCUUCAAAGGCUGUGCCGCAACAAUGGAACUUGUUACAGAAAGCUGCAGCCAUGGCCUUGGACGCGGUGGAAGGUACUUUGGUCUCGCACGAGAGCCAACAGCCGCUUCCCAAAACCGCCGACCCCAGUGUCCAAAUCGCCGGCAAUUUCGCUCCAGUAACAGAGCUACCCGUCCAGCACUCGCUCCCGAUUGUCGGUAGAAUCCCCGACAGCAUACGAGGCGUGUACGUUCGGAACGGCGCGAACCCACUUCACGAACCCGUCGCCGGCCACCACUUCUUCGACGGAGACGGCAUGGUUCACGCUGUCCAAUUCAAGGAUGGGUCCGCUAGCUACGCCUGCAGGUUCACCGAGACCCACCGACUUGUUCAAGAGCGAGCUCUUGGUCGCCCGGUCUUCCCGAAGGCCAUAGGUGAGCUUCACGGCCACUCCGGCAUCGCCCGGCUCCUCCUCUUCUACGCUCGAGGCCUAUUCGGGCUUGUCGAUCCCAGCCACGGCAUGGGAGUCGCCAACGCCGGCCUUGUAUACUUCAACGGUCGCCUUCUCGCCAUGUCCGAGGACGAUUUACCAUACCAUGUUCGAAUUACUCCCGCCGGCGACCUUAACACUGUCGGCCGCUACAAUUUCAACGGUCACCUUCGCUCAGCAAUGAUUGCUCACCCAAAACUCGACCCUGUCUCCGGCGAGCUCUUCGCUCUCAGCUACGACGUUGUCCAAAAACCGUACCUCAAAUACUUCCAUUUCUCCCCAAAUGGAGCAAAAUCACCCGACGUUGAAAUUCCUCUGCCUCAGCCUACCAUGAUCCAUGACUUCGCUAUUACAGAGAGGUUUGUGGUAAUCCCGGACCAGCAGGUGGUGUUUAAGCUCCCCGAGAUGAUUCACGGCGGCUCUCCGGUCGUCUACGACAAGAACAAGAUUUCCCGGUUCGGAAUUUUGGACAAGAAUGCCGCCGAUGCUUCCGGGAUCAAAUGGAUCGAAGCCCCCGAUUGCUUCUGCUUCCACCUCUGGAACGCCUGGGAGGAGCCUGAGACCGACGAUGUCGUAGUGAUUGGGUCUUGCAUGACUCCAGCGGACUCCAUUUUCAACGAAUGCGACGAGAGCUUGGAGAGUGUUUUGACUGAAAUUCGGCUCAACUUGAAGACCGGCAAGUCCACGCGCCGCCCCAUCUUAUCCGAGUCCGAGCAAGUGAACUUAGAGGCCGGCAUGGUUAACCGGAACAAGCUCGGAAGGAAAACCCAGUUCGCAUAUUUAGCCCUUGCUGAGCCGUGGCCAAAAGUAUCGGGUUUCGCCAAAGUAGACCUCUUCACUGGAGAGCUAAAGAAGUACAACUAUGGAGAACAGAGGUUUGGCGGUGAGCCUCUGUUCCUUCCAAGAAACCCCAGUUCGGAGAAAGAGGACGACGGCUACAUCCUAGCUUUCGUGCACGACGAGAAGGAGUGGAAAUCAGAGCUGCAAAUCAUAAAUGCCAUGAAUUUAAAGCUAGAAGCCACAGUUAAGCUUCCUACCAGGGUUCCGUACGGCUUCCAUGGAACCUUCAUAAGCUCAAAGGAUUUAGAGAGGCAGGCCUAAAGCUAAAUUAUGGGUUAUCAUCCGUUGCAUGUCUUUGUAGAUUAUUACAGAGGGAGAUUUACCAGAGGGAUGCUUGCAGAUACGUCCCCGGAAUCUCCUCUGUUUACAGUGACAGCCCUCUGUUUUUUCUCGUCUUUUUAUGGUUUAUGUUCAGUGAGAGGCUCCGGGACCAGCUUGUAGCUUUUGGGUGUAUGUAGAAAUGGAGCUCAGCUGGUUUCUGCUGAUUCUUUCACUUUUGUGCAUGAUAUUAGACGUGUAUAUUCACAAAAGAUAAUGUAAUAUAAUAUCUGUGUCUAUAUUUUGUUUC
Molecule: messenger RNA, 2453 nt
Organism: Corylus avellana
Lineage: Eukaryota; Viridiplantae; Streptophyta; Magnoliopsida; Fagales; Betulaceae
Product: 9-cis-epoxycarotenoid dioxygenase NCED1, chloroplastic
Biological process (GO): carotene catabolic process
Cellular component (GO): chloroplast stroma
Molecular function (GO): carotenoid dioxygenase activity
Source: RefSeq, a predicted model, not a curated record